Messenger RNA from Pseudoliparis swirei, 2214 nucleotides. It is a transcript of the gene egr2b, whose product is annotated as early growth response 2b. The coding region runs from base 168 to 1505 and encodes 445 amino acids. The transcript has 2 exons. NCBI's taxonomy places the organism in Eukaryota, Metazoa, Chordata, Actinopteri, Perciformes, Liparidae. Gene Ontology annotation, biological process: regulation of transcription by RNA polymerase II. Gene Ontology annotation, molecular function: DNA-binding transcription factor activity, RNA polymerase II-specific; RNA polymerase II cis-regulatory region sequence-specific DNA binding. The record is from RefSeq and is a predicted model, not a curated record.
GGAGCGCAUCCCCUCACGGCCGGUGACAGACCGCGACAUGCAGCCGGGACCCAGUGCUCCACUGCUGUGUUGUUAAAGUAGCUUUCAGGAAAAGAACAGAAAGAGAGAAAGAGAAAGAAAGAGAAAGAGAGAGAGCAGACGCGGUACUCCCCCCCCCUCUCUCCACAAUGAUGGCUAAAACUCUGGAGAAAGUGCCGGUGAGUCUCGGAGGGUUCAUGCACCCCGAGAGCGUGUACGCGGUGGAUGACAUCGGCUCCAGCUUGGCGACCUCCGUGGCGAUCUUCCCCAACAGCGACCUGGGAGCUCAUUACGACCAGAUCAACGUGGCAGAUGGUCUGAUGAGCGCAGACAUGGGGGUCGAGAAGCGCUCUCUGGACCUCUCCCCCUACUCCAGCGGCUUCUCUCAGGCCGCAGCGCACCGCAACCAGACCUUCACCUACAUGGGAAAGUUCUCCAUCGACUCCCAGUAUCCAGGUAACUGGAACCCCGAGGGAGUGAUCAACAUCGUCUCGGGCAUCUUCAACGUGGCCCAACCGCCGCCGCCUCCGCCUCCUCCCUCCUCCUCGGCGUCCUCCUCCCCGGCUUCCUCGGGAUCUCCCAAUCACUUUCACUCCGGCGGAAAUGUGAGUUGCGCCAUGGCGGCUCAGAACCAGGCAGAGAUGGAGCACCACCAUCACCUGUACUCCCCUCCCCCUCCGUACUCCUCUUCCGGAUGCGGGGAGAUGUACCAGGACCCCUCUGCGUUUUUGUCCACCUCCACCUGCUCCAUCGCCUCUUACCCACCGCCCUCCUACUCUUCGCCCAAGCAGCUCGGCGGCUCAGAGGCGCCGGGGCUCUUCCCCAUCAUCCCCGACUACUCGGGCUUCUUCCAGCCCGCGUGCCAGAGGGACAUGCACACGGCGGGUAUCCAGGAUCGGAAACCGUUCGGUCCAUGUCCGCUCGACCCGUUUCGCGUCCCUCCUCCCCUGACCCCGCUGAACACUAUCAGGAACUUUACGCUGGGUCCGGGCAGCGGCGGCUCCGAGGGGGGGCCGCCGAGGCUCCCCUCUGCCUAUAGCCCUCAGAACCUGCCCCUGAGGCCGAUCUUGCGGCCCAGAAAGUACCCGAACAGACCCAGCAAGACCCCCAUCCACGAGCGGCCGUACCCGUGUCCGGCGGACGGCUGCGACCGGCGGUUCUCCCGCUCCGACGAACUGACCCGACACAUCCGCAUCCACACUGGACACAAGCCGUUCCAGUGCCGCAUCUGCAUGCGCAACUUCAGCCGCAGCGACCACCUCACCACGCACAUCCGCACGCACACGGGAGAGAAGCCGUUCGCGUGCGACUUCUGCGGCCGGAAGUUCGCCCGAAGCGACGAGAGGAAGAGGCACACUAAAAUCCACCUGAGGCAGAAGGAGAGGAAGUCCUCCGUCGUGUCCUCCUCGUCCUCCUCCUCGUCCAGCAGCUCCGGGCUGGAGCGGCCGUUGGGCGCCAUCAGCGCAACAAGCGGGAUUUGUUCAUAGUUUCCCCUGGAACACGCCGUGACGCACACUAACCUCUUAAAAGAAAAUAAAUAACUAUUAAAUAAUUAUUCUAAAACGGUUGUGAGACAGCAGCCUAUAAACACCGGGAUGGGAUUGAGAAACAACUUCCGUGCGGUCGUGCGCAAUUACGCACGUCCACCCGUCCCCGACCCAGAACCGACGGAGAGACUGACACGAAUGCACUUUGCCUGUACAGUCGACUGAAAAACAAAAGUAAACAUAUAGACAUUAAUUCAUAAGAAUAUACAAGGGGCGGUUGUAAUAUAAAGUGGGUUGUUUAAAUAUCGCCAAACACACGCGCGCGCAACAGGCUGCGUGUUAAAAUGUGAAAUAACUGCAAUAACGCUUUGAAGCAAGAGAACUGUUCUAAGUUAUUGGAUUGACAAAGUGUUCAUUCUAACAUGCUCGUUGAUACGUGUCCCCUUCAGUGCCUUGCUGUGUGUCGUUUUUUUGUACACUGACUUCAAGGACGCUUCUAAUGCAAAUGUAUAUUUGUCCUUUAAUCUGUAAAGUUGGAACACAUUUCUAUUUUUGUACGCAUUUCGUCUCGUGUAACUUCAAGUUGUCAAAGCAGUUUUGUAGUUCACGUGUAAAACAAUGUCGGGGUGUAAAUAUGUGGAACUCAUACACGUCUGUUGUCGUGCUGUGUCCUUUGAGACUUAUUAAAUAUAUGUGGAUGAUAAACGCA